GGUCAUUGCUGUCAAUGUCAAAAGUGUCGAAUUGUUGAAAUUGUGUGUUUUACAAAAGUAAUCAGAAUUUAUUUAUCUAACAUUAUAAUUCAAUUAACUUGUUCUAAACGAGUACUGAGUUGUGCUGUAGGGUUUGUUUUUAAACCGUACCACAACCACUUUUGCACGAUGGCAGAUCAGUCUGCUUUAGUCGACGAAUACUUCGAGUCGGCGCUGUCUUUGGUUAAAACUUGCGGAAACCUUAUAAAAGAUCAUAUUACUGGAUGCAAGGAAUUUGUAUUGAAGUCGUGCGAUAUCGAUUUUGUAACAGAAAUAGAUAAAAAGGUAGAAGAAACUUUGGUGGGAGGGCUUUCAAAAUUAUAUGCCGAUCAUAAGUUUAUCGGCGAGGAAGCGGUGUCUGACGGCGCGAAAUGCGAGCUAACCGAUGCGCCUACAUGGGUCAUCGAUCCAGUCGACGGAACUAUGAAUUUUGUCCACGGGUUUCCACACAGCUGCAUCUCUUUGGGACUUCUUAUCAACAAGGAAGCAGUAGCUGGUAUAGUAUACAAUCCUAUUCUGGAGCAGUUGUUCACAGCAAAAAAAGGUAAUGGUGCAUUUUAUAAUGGGCGGCAGAUACAUGUGUCUCAAACUAAGGAGUUGAGUAAAGCUUUGAUCAUGACAGAGCCUGGUACAAGUCGAGACCCUGAAAGACAGAAAGUUCUUUUUGAAAAUUUUAAAAUGAUUGUUACUAAGGCCCAUGGGAUUAGAACAUUGGGAUCUGCUGCCUUGAAUAUGUGCAUGGUGGCGAUGGGAGGAGCUGAUCUUAACUUUGAAUUUGGUAUUCACGCAUGGGAUGUAGCUGCUGGUGACAUUAUUGUCCGGGAAGCAGGUGGUGUUUGUAUUGACCCCGCAGGGGGCCCCUUUGAUGUGCUGUCACGCAGAGUUUUGUGUGCGAGCACUGAAGAGCUGGCACAAGAAAUGGCCAAAAAUUUGUCUCAGUUUUAUCCUGAGAGGGAUUAAAUAUAUCGGUGUAAUUUGAGUCUCAACUUUGAUGUUAAGUUGCUUAGUAAAUUUAAAGUACUUAAAGGUCUUUGUUCAAUAUCAUGGACCAUCCAACAUUCUCUGGAAAACAACCUAAAACUUGCUGGAAUUUUUAUGUAUUCAGUUACUUGACUCCUAGUAAAGAAUGCAGUUUACCAUAUUUAUUUUUCAUGCGUAAAAAUAUUUGUUUACCAUAUUUAUUAGAAAUGAUCAUUAAUUUAAUAUAUUUUUAUUGUUGAUGUGACUAGUCUGUUAUAGAGUUCAUUGUACUUAAAUAAAUAAGCAUUUAGAAUAAUAUUUAUUUAGAUCACUAUUUGUUAGUGACUGGUAAUAAAUGACUGUAAAUGUAAUGAACCAAAAUCAUGCCAAAAGUAUAAAUGUUUUAAGACCUCAGAUUUAUAAGAUGAUAUUGUAAGAGAUUUACUUAUAAACCUGUAACUGGUUGUAAACUAUAUUUAUCAAUUACACAAGUCAAAAAUAAAGAAUUAAUAAGUACUUUAAAUAAACAAAAAUAAAACGAAACAAUAAAAAAAAAUCUUAAAAAUAUUAAUAUGUUACUUUAAUUUUACUAUAUUUGGCUAUUUAUUGUUAUGGAUUUAAUAUAUCAUUGAAGUACCACACAUACUAGUAUAUGAUUUAGAAAUUAUAAGCAUACAAAAAUGUAUAAUUGUAUUGUGAUGUAAUAAAAGAUGUAAAUUUUUAUUAACUUUUAUUUACUUCAAAACUAUAAUAAGCAAACAUCAACAUAAUAUUCAAAAAUAAGUAGAAAAAUCAAUGUUUCACAUUUUGUUUAGUAAUAUUCUGUACUUUAUAUGUUUACAUAAAACAAGGUUCGUAUCUAUGAUAAAUUGAUAACAAACUGUUUACGAGUACACACACUUAUAGAAACAUCGGUGGUUAGUUUCAUUAUCAGAACCAAAACAUCAUGUUUUAUCUUACUAAGUAAAUCAAAUUACGUAACUAUACUGAGAUUCAUUAUCAUUAUAAGUAAAUGUUAAUAAAUUCGUUGCUCUUUUUAAAUAUUUGUACAGUCAGCAUUAAAAAAUCCAAUUAUUAUUUUAUUUUCCUAAUAACCAUUACUAACUUUUAAACAAAACGUUAAGGGUUUAUAAAUGCCGACUGCACCAUAAAAUUACAUUCUAUAAUCGAAUUAUAAAUAUUUUUUCAGUUAAAUAGAAAAGUUUAGAACCCUUGCUUUUCCAUAAAUAUGGAACUUUCAUAACUACACUUUUCUACUUAACCAAUAUUUGCUUAAACACUAAUUUAAAAUAUUGUCAUAUAUAGAUCACUCUCUGUCAGUCACAGGCCGUUAUUCAGUGUCCAUAUAAACUUAAACUGUUAUUCGUAAGAAUAAUUCCUUAAAUAUUUGGGUAUAGAAUAAUGGCCUGUAAUUCAUCUUAAAACAGGUCAGUCAGUCACAGUCAGUUGUGGUCACUGUUUCGCAGUUUAACUAUUGCGUCGCGUUGUUUAACUAUUAGGUCAUAGAUAUCAUAUAUGUCAGAAAUAGUGUCAGUAUGAGUAUUUUUUUACUACACUAAAUUAAUAAUCUCAUGUUUAAUCAAAUUGAUCAGUCUCUAUCUGUCGUUUCUGUUUACUGUCAGUUCUGGUUAUAUAACA
Leguminivora glycinivorella is the source of this 2637-nucleotide messenger RNA. Its product is annotated as inositol monophosphatase 1. Gene Ontology annotation, molecular function: inositol monophosphate 1-phosphatase activity. The record is from RefSeq and is a predicted model, not a curated record. The transcript has 2 exons. Gene Ontology annotation, biological process: signal transduction; inositol metabolic process; phosphatidylinositol phosphate biosynthetic process. Lineage: Eukaryota; Metazoa; Arthropoda; Insecta; Lepidoptera; Tortricidae. The coding region runs from base 169 to 999 and encodes 276 amino acids.